Messenger RNA from Penicillium nucicola, 1284 nucleotides. RefSeq names its product HSP70/90 family co-chaperone CNS1. Gene Ontology annotation, molecular function: Hsp90 protein binding. The record is from RefSeq and is a predicted model, not a curated record. The transcript is spliced from 3 exons. Gene Ontology annotation, biological process: protein folding. Bases 1 to 1284 code for a protein of 427 amino acids. NCBI's taxonomy places the organism in Eukaryota, Fungi, Ascomycota, Eurotiomycetes, Eurotiales, Aspergillaceae.
AUGUCGCGAAUUGAAGAGCUUCCGGAUGACUUUGAUGAGUCGCUCAAUCUCAACGAUGCUCCACCCGCAGUAAACCAGGGUCUUCCCCAGCCCGGCUUCGAUGCCUUUGCACCUGGCAACGAUCUUCCCUUCCCGAUUAAUGAGGAGGGUCUGAAGCGCCUUCAGACCGAUCCUAAUGCACCUGAUUUACCCCCGGCCAUUGCGGCUGUCCAAUCGCAUUCGAAAGAGGAGCUCUUCAAAAUGAUGAACCAGACUCCGCUGUUCAUGACCGAUAUUGAAAAUGCGGGUGACGAGAAGGGCGAGAACAUUCUACUGGACGCCCUGCAGGCUAUGCAGAACGAAGGUACCAAGGCUGAGGUUGCGCAAACCUUCAAGGAACAGGGUAACGAGGCCGUGUCGGAGCUUCGAUGGAUCGAUGCCAAGGAGUUCUAUACCAAGAGUAUCGCUGUUAUCUUUGCCAAGGAGAACAAGUGGGAAAAACCAGAGGACCCCAAGGCUGAGGAGGCAUUGCUGCGCAAGUUGGAAGAGGUGUCGCACAUCAACCGAGCCCUGUGCAACCUGGAACUAGGCAACUACCGCGCUUGUACCCUCGACUGCGCUGCCGCCCUCAAGGUCAACCCAAAGAACGUCAAGGCCUUUUACCGCUCAUCUAUGGCUCUGUUCAAGCUCGACAGGAUUGCCGAGGCCGAGGAUGCCGCAAACCGUGGUCUGGCCAUUGACCCAGAGAAUAAGUCCCUUCAGACCGCAUCUCAGAAAAUUUCUGAGCGCAAGGCCGCUGUGGAGCGUGCUGCCGCUAGGAAGAAGGCUGAGGAAGAAAGGCUGCGCAAGCAGAACAUGGUUCUUAGCACCGCUCUGCGCGCCCGCCAAAUCAGAACCCGCAAGACCGAGCAGCCUCCCGACAUGGAAGACGCCAAGAUCAGACUCGUCCCUGACCCUUUGUCGCCAGAAAGCACGAUCGAGUUCCCGGCUGUUCUCUUGUACCCCAUGGAGGCGCAGUCUGACUUUGUCAAGUCCUUCUCUGAAAUGAACUCCAUUGUCGAUCACCUGGAGUACAUUUUCCCCUUGCCAUGGGACACCAAGAAAGAGUACAACAUCAACAAUGUUGAAUGCUUCAUGCAAACUGUCACUGGUGGUUUGAUCAAGGCCGGCAAGAAACUUCCCUUGUUGCAGAUCCUCUCCGGCGGCAAGGUUGAGGUUGUGGACGAGCUUGUCAGCAUUUUCGUUGUGCCUCUGUCCAAGACUGGCAAAUUUAUUGCCGAUAUGAAGGCUCGCAAGACAGGCUGA